GAGCGCGUGGACAUGGCAACCCGCAGCCGCCGCGCGACAGUCCCUCCGCUGCCGGCUACCCGCCGCCAUGAGUUCCCAGCCGGUGCAAGGGCUUCCCAUCCUGCCAGGCUCGACGUUUCGAGACCCCACGAAAACUUCUUUUCAUCGUUCUCAGACCCUAGGUUAUAAAAAUGGUUUUGCCUUUAAGCAAACUCCAACUGUGGGCAUAGGUGGAACACGACUUUAUGUAAAUCAGCUGUCCCAAGCUGAACUGGAUGAACUCGCCAACAAGAGACCCACAUUAACGUAUGGUCAACCAAAGCAAGCUCCGCCAUCCGAUUUCAUUCCUGCACAUGUGGCUUUUGACAAAAAGGUGCUGAAGUUUGAUGGUUACUUUCAAGAAGAUGUCCCUAUAUCUACAGAAGAGCAUUUCCGCAUCCGCCAAGUGGGCAUAUAUUAUUAUCUGGAAGAUGAUAGUAUGUCUGUCAUGGAACCAAUCGUGGAAAACUCUGGGAUUCCUCAGGGCAAACUGAUCAAACGGCAACGCCUACCCAAGAAUGACUGUGGGGACCAUUAUCACUGGAAAGAUCUGAACCGAGGAAUCAACAUUACUAUCUAUGGCAAGACUUUCCGGAUAGUUGAUUGUGAUGCAUUCACAGAGACUUUUCUGCAGAGCCAAGGAAUUGAGCUGAAUCCUCCAGAGAAAAUGAUUUUUGACCCUUAUACAGAACUCCGUAAUAUGCCUCUGCGCAUGUAUAUCACACCUUCUGAUUUUGACCAGCUCAAACAAUUUUUAACUUUUGACAAAAAGGUCCUUCGUUUCUAUGCCAUAUGGGAUGACACAGUGAACAUGUUUGGCGAGAACCGUUGUUUUAUCAUCCACUAUUAUUUGGCGGAUGAUACAGUGGAGGUGCGGGAAGUCCAUGAGCGGAACAAUGGCAGAGAUCCUUUCCCAGUCCUGAUCAAACGCCAGCGCCUGCCCAAAAGAAUUGUGGAAAACAAAGGGACCUUCCCAUCCUGUGUCCUUGAGAUCUCUGAUCAAGAGGUCUUGGAAUGGUUUACAGCUAAAGAUUUUGCUGUAGGCAAAUCUACUACUCUUCUUGGGCGCUCCUUUUUUAUAUACAAUUGUGAUGAAUUCACUCGUCAAUACUAUCAAGAUAAGUUUGGCAUCACUGAUUUCCAGCCAGUCGAUAUAAAGAAACAGCCUCCAGAAGAAAUCAAACAGGUAAUCCCACCUUACAAUGGUUAUGGUUUCCUGGAGGACUCUCUCCAGAACUGCUUCAGCCUGGUUCCACAACCACCUAGGAAAAAUAUUAUUAGGAUGCUAGAGAACGACCGUAAAGUGUUGCGCUAUGCUGCUAGAUUGGAAUCGCCACGCCCUGAGGAUGAGAAGCGUCAGUUUGUCCUCUCUUAUUGCCUUGCUACUGACAUGAUCAGUAUCUAUGAACCCCCUGUGCGUAAUUCAGGAAUUAUUGGGGGCAAAUACCUAGGGAAGACCCGUGUUCCCAAGCCAGGAUCUUCUACAGAAAACCCUGUUUAUUAUGAACCAUCUGACUUCGUAGUUGGAGCUAUGGUUGAAGUAUUUGGCCACAGGUUCAUCAUUGUAGAUGUUGAUGAAUAUGUCAUGAAUUAUAUUGAAGAAAAUUUGGAGAGCUUCCCAGCAGCUGUUGUGGAGUCUAUGAGGAAUCACUUUGCACCUCGCCGGGCAGCAAAAGAAGCACUAAAAAAAAUACCUUCACACGAGUCUUAUACACAGGAGCUGGAUGCAUUAAUUGAACAGAUACAGGAACAUAUGAGGCGACAUAAUUACUUGCCAGACAGCAACAUGCAUGCAGCCUUUCUUGAGCUAGACAAAAAUGGCACAGGCCUACUGAACAAAGGAGAGUUCUGUGCUCUCUGUGACCAUUUUAAAGUGCCUAUUGAUGACCCCAUUUUUCAACAGCUUAUCAAACUGUGUUCUCAUGGGGAAGACCAGAUAAAAUAUCCCAGCUUUCUGAAAGCUUUCCAGUGCCAAUUGCCAUGAAAAAAUACAAGAAGCAGAAACCUUAUAGAUCAAUGUGUAUUAAAAGGUGAUCAUUCUUGAGUAUUGGUCUAGUCUCUGUCAUCCAACAGAACAGUUUUCAGGUUGAGAGCAGUUUGUAACAUGGCUAGAACUCCCACUGGCCUACAUACAUUUGGGUGCCUCAAAUGUUAGCUGUUUCUGGGUCUAUUUGAUGUAUUGAUUCCAAAAUGGCACAAGUUUCUUUUAUCCCUUAUUCUAGUUUUUGAGAUAGAGAACAUAUGCCAUCUACCAGUUGCCGUCUGCUUGCCCAUAGAAAAUAAUUAUAACCGUAUCUAAGGAAUUAGAGCUGAUACAGUCUGAAUCAGCACACAAAUAACCACAGGAACAGGCCCCAAAAUCAAGACUCCAAGAUAUUUUUUGGUCAGGCUGUGCAAUCAAGUCUAUGUGACAGCCACCUCCUGCUAGUAGUGUUGCAAUUUUAUUGACAGAAGGGAAGCAUAUGGGAUUUUCUGUUUUGAGCACACACAAAAAAUUGAUCAGCAUUUCUUCCUGUGGCUGUGCACUUUGAUUUGGAGAAGGUAGAUGUGCUCUUUGCUCUGGCAGCCAAAUUUUUGGAGUUGGCCUUUGCAGGAAGUAGGACUUUUUAUUAUGAAUGAGCACUCCACAUCUUCUCAGGAGAUGUUUCAAAA
Anolis sagrei ordinatus is the source of this 2670-nucleotide messenger RNA. RefSeq names its product EF-hand domain containing 1 (gene EFHC1). The record is from RefSeq and is a predicted model, not a curated record. Gene Ontology annotation, molecular function: alpha-tubulin binding; calcium ion binding. Gene Ontology annotation, cellular component: mitotic spindle; axoneme. Gene Ontology annotation, biological process: mitotic spindle organization; mitotic cytokinesis; cilium-dependent cell motility. Lineage: Eukaryota; Metazoa; Chordata; Lepidosauria; Squamata; Anolidae.